Chironomus riparius is the source of this 11184-nucleotide messenger RNA. Lineage: Eukaryota; Metazoa; Arthropoda; Insecta; Diptera; Chironomidae. The record is from the annotation of a GenBank genome assembly.
AUGAGCAAUAAAUCUUCAUUUUUUGUUUCCAAAGUACUUAAAGUUCAAUCUGAAGUCCAGGCAUCGCCAAGAGUCACUAAACUUCCAAGUGCAACCUUAAUUCGAGGAUCAGUUCCAUCAAAGUUUAUCAAGAAGUGGACAGACUAUACCGACGAUGCAGCUGUUCAAAAUUCAGUCAGUCCAGUCAAUGGUGACAUGAGCUUCUCGUUGCCAAUUAUAAGAGUCUUCUUAACACCAUUGCUUAAUAUCAAUAUUGAUAUGGUAUACCAGACUGGCAAGGAUGGAAUUGAAUUUGAAGUUCCGUUGACCAAAAAUUUCAUCUCGGUUGACUACCAAAGAAGUGUCUUUAAGAAUGACGCGACUUACUAUUUGAACUCGAUGGGAUCCAAGAUGAAUAUGGAAAGUGUUGGACUGAAUAAGUUCAAAAUGAUUGAUGAUAAGGAUGGAGAGGUUGAUGUGACUUACUAUCCGGAACAGCAAUAUUUCAUCGUUGAUUCUGCUUUGGAAAAAUUGGUUUAUGGAAAAUUCAGCGACACUGGAACUGCUCAAUAUGAAUUGUCUUAUAAAAUCUGGCGUGAGACUGGCGAUGAUCCAGACAGCUUGAUAAAAAUUCCUGUUGCUUGGUAUUUGGCUGAACGGCACUCAAAAUCUGAUGAUCGAGUGAUUUACUAUCGAUAUGAGACUGUGGAAGUUCCACAUCAAUUAAAUCCAAAAGUUUCGUACACAUCUGAAGUCAUGCUGAAGUCAAUCGAUGAUGGCAAUGAUGUGAAAGUUCAAUUUGAGUACGGACUUAAGGAAUCAUCAGAAAAUGAGGAAAUGAAGCUGAAAAAUGACGACGGAAAUUUAAGAAUGGGAAACUUUUUGGUCGACAAGCACUUCCUGAAUAGAAUCAAAGUUGAAACUGAAACUUAUGAGCAGGAUUUUGGACUGACUUAUGACUUAUUUGAUGGAAAGACUAGAGUCCCGAAGGCUCUUACUCAAGUCAUGUCUGAUGGCAAUUCCGAAGAAGUUUUAAGCUUUAAGAAUCAGAAAAUUUUUGACAAGUUCCUUCCGUCCGAAAUUGGAAUUUUCCAUGGCGUGACUACAAAGUUUACUUAUGACAAUCAAGUCGUCGCCUCACCACUAUUGGAAAAGCACUUCCUUCUUAAAAAUCGACCAUUAAUCUCAUCCAACAGUGAUGUCCUCUCAUUUGCAUCCUUGGUUGACAAUCGAAUGAUUUUAAAGAUUUUUGACUUCAGAACCUUCAAGCUUGUCAAGGAGGUUACAAUCAAUGAUCAAAGAACAAUUGAUGAGAAGUCCCUGAAUGUUAAGUUUAGUAGUCACUGCUUGAUAAUAACUUACAAUACAGAUCAAGCUAGCUAUGUUAAAGUUUAUCAUCAAACUGACAGCAAGAAAUGGGAAGAUGAGCCAACAACCUUUACAUACAGCAAGGAUGCCAAGAUCUAUACAUCAGGACAUAACUUUGUUGUUGUUCAAGAUGGAAAGACACUUGAUGUCCUUCAGAAGUUGAUAAAUGACAACAAAUGGAUCAAGUAUCCAUUCAGCACCGGCGAUGACAAAGCAAAAGUUUUCCUUAAUGAAAGGUCAGCUUUCGUCCGUGAACAAGGUAAUAUCCAUGCACUGUACAGAACAUUCGAUGGUGUUUGGAAUUUAAAGAAGAUCAAGUCAGGCCUUGAGUCAACAGCUACUCAAAUUGCUGACUUAUUUGAUGCUAAUGAUGACGUCAUUAAUUUAAUCACGAAGACUUUAGAGACGAACAACAUGAAAGUUGUGAAUAAUGCCAUAAUUGUGUCAAACUUGAAGUUCCUGUCCAGUGAGCAGUUCAGAAUUGAGUUUAAGUUUUUGACUAUCAAUGAUCAAUAUGAUGUCGAGAGGGAAGAUGACUUCACACAGGAUCGUGAAAAGAUGUCGGAUAUCCAACAAAAAUUCGAAAGUAAGGAAAAUGAGUCAACAUUGAUCCUGAAAUACUCGAAAUCUGGAAGUAAGUACAUCAUUCAAGUUAAAGAUUUUGAAGGCAAGAUUCUCGAUGAGAUUAAUAAAGCACCAGCUGGAAAGGAACGUGAAAAAUUAAGGCAAGCUUACUGCGACGAAUUUAACAAAAAUGAAGACUUUAAGAAAGCUAUGAAAGGCAAUUUCAUCCUCGACUGGCCGAAAUAUUAUCCAUUCAUUCAAGGUGGGAUGAAUGACAUGAUAUUUUCAGAGGAUAUCCAGUUCCGCAUGACUGGCACUAGAUUUACAAAAAGUCAAAUGAACACAAAACGAACUGUUAAACUUGGCAAGUACUACGAGCUAGUUUUUGACAAUGAACAUCCAGAAAGUGUCAAACUGUUGAGUCAAAAAGAUUCAAGCUUCAGCCAGGACUUGAACCUUCAUCAGUCAAACAUGCUGAUCAACUUAUAUCCUUACUAUAUUGCAUACCAAAGUGAGGAAGCUACAACAAAAAUCAUCAUUUUUAACGACGGAAAGUCAAUCACUAAGCAACAAACGUUUUAUAAGGAACAACUGAUGUUUGAGUCCACUCAUGGAUACUUCAUGACCAUCAAAAAGUCUGAAGACGCAUCACAUGCUGAACCAUUCGAAUUAAUAUUCAGGAACUAUGCACAGUUCCAGACAGAUAGUCCGCAUCCAGUCAUUACAACAACUGAAAUGUGGAAGGACUUUAAGGAUCAUAAGGAACCAACAGUAAGAUCCUCAAAGAAGUCAAGAGGCAACAAACGAGGCAGCACAUCUGAUUCUCCAACCUCAAGAAUCACAAAGUAUGACAGAUCAUUUAAAGCUACUAAUAAUUUGUGGACGGCAAAUGUCAAAAUGAUGAAUGGACAGUCAACAAAUGAGAAUGGCUGGGUUGAGUAUUAUGUGACUAGGAAUGAUGAAGCUGAUACUGAGCAGGUGACAAGCUACUAUGACAGUGACAAGAUGCUACUCAAAUCUGAAAAGAAGGAAGAAAAGAAAGAUGAAAAGACUGAUUAUUCUGACAACUUGCUGUAUGACGUAACUGCGUCACUUGAAAUCUCAAACUUUGUUCCUUACAAAAAGUCUGAAGACUCUUUUGGAUAUUUUGGAUUUGAGAACUAUGAAGGCAGUGAUGGAUGGACGUUUUAUCCUAAAAAUGUCAUCAAAAAUGGCUUCGCAUUGACUGGAAAAAAUUAUCUCAGACUCAAUCAGGACGACACAUUUGAGAGAUCAUUCAUGCCUAAAAAUAAGGAAGAACUCUUCAUUGCUGCAGCUUGGAUGAGGUCAGUAGGAAUGGAAACUGGAGAUCGUUUAGAUAAUUUUAAAGCUUUGGUCAGCUUCACAUCUGAUGGAAAGAAUUUCACUGACUUUUUUGGUAUCUUGGGUAAUGUUAAGCACCAAAGUGGAGAAUGGCAUAAUGUCGAAAUAUCCAUUGACUUCCCAACAGCCAUAAGAAUGAGCUUCAAUGACUAUCGCAGAGAACAUCCUGACAUACCUGAAUAUGAUGAUGUAGACUUUAAAGUCACUCUGUCUGCAGCUGGAACUCAAGAUUCAGAAAUUGACAUUGAUAACAUUGCGUUCUAUCCAGCUGCACAUUUUUUGGAUGUUAAAGUGUUUAAUGACAAUCGUGAUGAGUCAGCAGCGAUCCAAAGCGAUGGAAAGAUCAUGAGAAUCUAUUACAAUCACAAGACAGGCAGGGAAAUUGGAAGAACCAAGAAAAAUGGUAAGCUUGAUCAAAUUUUGGUCCGCAGUGAAGGAGAACGGGAUACUCCAAAAACUGUCACGAAGUUCCUGCUGUCAUCUGGACUUUAUGAGACAUUUGAUGUCAAUUUAUAUCCAACAAGAUGGAACUUGAGCAAUAGUCAAAAUUUCAAGGUCCUUCCAGCUGAAUUGGUCCACAUUAGUGACGGAUCUAAUGAUAAAAUUGAGGUUAAGGAUGACACAAUGAUGGAUGACUCAUCUGCUGGAUUGAGGCUUAAUGUUUCAUUGGAUUCUGCAAGAAGCUCCAACUUUCAAGUUAAGUUCAAGUCAGACUCUAUCGAAUUUGAGUCAAAUGGAGGUAAAUUGGCAAGCCUAAAAGUCAAUGGACGUACAAUCUCAACUGUGCCUUCAAACUUUGAAUUAGCGAUCUAUAAAUACCAAAAAAGGACCGUAAUCUGGGUCGAUGGGAUUAUUAAGUUUGAUGAGAUCCUCACAGACACCUGGAAAGGAUUCUCGAUGAAUUUUAAUGGACAAAUUGGCAUCCGUGACUUGUUUGUCAUCAACAAUCCAAAAAUUGAAAUUUAUUAUCACAAUGCAUUUGAUGAGCAUCAACAAGUCGUCAAGCUUGAGUCUGAAAAUUCAUCAGUCGUCACUCAUCACAUGUAUGACAGAUUUGGACAUGAAACUGUCAAGACAAAGUCAACAAAGGUCCUAAAAUCUGCAUCGGAACCUCUUUUGAUGUAUCAUGGCAAUUUCAUCAAAACUUUCGAUCCAGACACUGGUAAAAUGGAUGGAGAUGUUGUGGCACUUAAUCCAUCAGAUGAAGGCUUCCCGUAUGCUCAAACUAUGUACCACAGAAAUCCAUUAAAUGAGAAGAAGAAGGUCGGUCAACCUGGAAAGAAGUUUUCAGCACAGUCAGACUUUGCCACGUCUUAUGACAAGACUAUUGACAUCCCGUUCCUAAAUGCUUACUUCCCAGAGAAUCUUGGAUUCAAAAAGACUGUCGAGAAUCUCUCAAAUGGAAGUCAGACAGUCCUUGUGUUUGAUAAAGAUAACAACAAAGUCGCUAAGUACGUCCAAGUUCCAAACUUUGAUGACAUUUUGACAACAAUUGAGUUUGAUUCCGAAAAGAGAAUUGUGAAGAUCUUGUCACCUCAAUAUCAUGUUGCUGCUGGAACUAUGACAAAGAUCAAUGUAGUCUACACACCAGGAGAUGAUCAUUUGUCACCCGAUGAAAAGAAGUUGCAGGAUGAGCUUGGAAUUCAUCAAAAGUACGACGAUAAAGGCAACUUAGUUGAGAAAAGGACACCGGAUGUUGGUCGGCAAACCUUCCUGUAUGACUCCAAGAACCUCCUUAAAUUCUCAAUAACCCAUAAUGCAGAUCCAACAGAUGGACAAACUAUUUACUACAAUUAUGAUAAUUCAGGAGCUUUAUCAGAGACUGGAUACAUAACAAGGCCAGUCAGCAUUGAUUAUCUAUCAAAAUUCACUGAAAGUAACUUCCACACACAAGCCACAGAGUUCCAAAAAAUACAAUUCAAUGAAGGCAAGUCCAAAACUAUUGCGACGGUCAAUCACGAGCUUAUUGUCAGCGAGGAUAUCCAAUUUGAUGAGAAUGAUGAAGAUAAAAUAGUUACAAGACGUUUGGCAGUUCCAACAUUGACAGACACUCUUGAAACAUCAUUUGAAGUCAACAGGAAGUACAAUGGUGAGAAUGUGGAAGUCCUGACUUAUCCUACAACUGAUGAAGGCAAAACUCUUGAGGUUAAGAACACAUACAAUGGAGUUGGACAGCUUAUUGGCAUUGGAACUGUUGAGAAGCCUUUCUGCUUUGCUAAAUUUACUUACGAUGCCAAUGGACAGCCAACAAGUGAAGUUCAUGAGCUUAACAACCUUAAUAGAAAUUACAGCUACAACUCACCAGGAUAUUUGAAUAAAAUUGACGAUGACUUUUUAACUGAAGACAUCACAUACAUCGAUGGUGGAUAUGGACAACGUGGGUAUGGCGAUGGAAUUGUUAUGAAGACUGCUUACAAUGCUAAAUGGUCGGAUGCAUAUUUUAAUGAAGGAGAUGAUAGCGAUAGUGAUAAUGAUUAUGUUGAUCGUGUUGUUCCUGAAGAGAGUAGGAAUGGUGUGAAAUUAAGGAAGAAUCAAGGAAGACUGAAGAUGAGAAUCCAGGAUUUAAGAAGACCGAUAAUGGAAGGAAAUAUCAAUAAUGAUGAACAUUUGAGGCCACAAGACAGUGGAACUCAAAAAGCUAGAAUUUUUGGUGAAGGUUCACGGCCAGACAAUCGAGACCAGCAAACUGUAAACUCAAGAACAGAAAAUCAACAAAACUCCAGCUCAGGAGAUCAAAACAAGCCAGAAUCAAGUUCAAGAGACACCAACUUGAACAAAAUAAGGCAUGAAGGUAGAGAUAACAUCCAGAACUCAAGAUCUAAUCAUAUCAAUCGCACCAGGAUGAGCCCAAGUCACAGCGGAGAAGUUGGUAGAGCUGACAGUGACUCCUUUGAAGACAGAAGCAAACGGGAAGUUGAAUCUGAUUUACUUAACAAUCAUCAAACUUUAGGAUGUUCAGGAAGUUCAGUUACAAGAAAGGAACCAAGAAGUUCUUCAAAUCAUGUUCGCAACAGAUUUAUAAGCAAAGAAAUGAGCUCAGAAGAGCAAGGUGGAUCAACAAGUGGCCAGCUACCGACUCCUAUUGAUGACAUCAAUCCAAGAUCAAUUGACUGCAACCAAGAUCCUUCAAACAGAAGCAAACGAGACAUAAACAUCCAAGAAACUGCCACAAAAUCACGCGACGAAAAGAUUGCAGAAGUUAUAGCCAAUCCAGAUGAUGAUGCAUGCAUCAAGUCACUCAAGAAAUUAGGAAUCAUCUCAAAGAAAGGAUUUUUGUUCAAAAGAGCUCUAAACACAAACGAGGAAGUUGACUUGCCACUAAAAUGCUAUGACAGCAAGAUCUACGAUGAAAUAUCAGCAAAAUACCAAAUUCCUAAAUUUUAUGGCCAUCGAUACACAUACGGGAAUCACAGAGAACUUGUCAAAGCUAAAUACUUUUCAACAAAUGACGAAGAAGCUGUUGAUCCACUUCAGAUGCAGACAUAUAUGGAGAAGAUGACUGGAAUCACACUUUAUCAAUCACAUAACAUCUUCAAUACUUUGAGGGAUGGCAACUACAUAGCUGUAGAUCAACUUAGUAAUGACAAGAAGUCAUCGAUUGCAACUAGAGGUGCUACAUCUAUGCUUAGAGAUGAUGACUUGAACAAGCUAUUAGACAACUUAUCACAAGGCGAAGAGUAUGACUUCCAUGAAGUCUUUUCAGUCACUAAGCAGCUGAUUUUUAACACAAUUGCUGACCAGAAGGUCUUAAGCUAUGAUGAAUUUGAGAAAAUAUUCUUAAAAUGGAAGAACGCAGAUGGACCAAUUUUUGUAGAAGAGCUGAAGAAGUUAAAGAGGUAUGCUCGGAAGCUGUAUGAUGGUUUGGUCCAGCAGAAGCUACUUCCAACCUCACAAGACACUAUGAUUACUCCGAUCAAUGCUAAACUUGUCACAGAUCUUAAAAAGUAUCAAACAUCGCAGGUUCUUGAUAUUGUGAACAUAACCUCAAAGAUCUUCAACAAUCAGAUCCAAGAGACAGCCUUUGACACGGUCUCACAUGAGAUUGAUGCUAAUGGAAAUCACAAAGCAUUUACGACUGGAUUUGAGACUAUCAAGCUUGACUAUCAAACAUAUACAAGCAAGUUGAAGACUCUUAAGUAUAAAGGCAAGCAAUAUACAGUCGAUCAUGAUGGAUAUGGCAAUAUGACAUCAGCACCACAUAAAGGAGUCAAAAAGAUUAUUUAUCAUCCAGUAUCAAGAAGAGUCAUGGAAGUGCUGCUCACAAAUGGAGGAUCAAUCAAGUUCCAUUACAAUUCACAAGGCGAGAGGAUCCUGAAGCAAGUCUAUGACUCAAAAUAUGAAAUUACAAAGGAAAUUUUGUACAUCCGUGAUGAAGACGGGAAUGUUCUGAUGGACCGAGUCAUGAACUUUGACCAAAAAGACAAAACAUGCUAUGAAGUAGUUACUCAUUACAUUUACGGACCAAGAGGAAUGAUUGGAUUUAUCAGAGAUGACAAAUUCCACAGCAUUUUUACAGAUCAUUCAGGAUCAGUCAGGCUUGUCAUUCGAGAUGGCAAAGUUGUUGCUUCUUAUGACUAUUUACCGUACGGAGAGAUGAUGAGGAAGUUCAUAUCUGAUGAUAAUGCUGAUAUAAGAUACUUAUUUCAAGGAAAGGAACUAGACGUAGAAAUUGACAUGUACAAUUAUCAUGCAAGAUUCUAUGACCCAACAAUUGGUCGAUUCCUUCAAACUGAUCCACAGUCUCAAUACUUUAGUCCAUACAAGUUCAGUGGAAACAAUCCAGUCUCAUUUGUUGAUCCUGACGGUGAAUUUGCGUUCCUUCUUAUCCUCGCAUUUGUAGCACUUGGUGCUUAUCUUAGUGCUGCUGCUCACAACAAAAGCUUCAAUCCAGCAAAAUGGAAUUGGAAAGAUCCAGGAACAUACGUGAGUCUUAUUGUGGGUGGAGUUAUGGGUGGACUGAUGCCGGGUAGUAUAGCUGCAUCUAUAGCUUCUUAUGGUAUUGUUGUAACUGCCAGUGUCAUGCUGACAACAGCAUUUGUGUCUGUAGCUGUUGCUAAUAAAAGUUGGAAUCCAGCUGACUGGAAGUUUGAUGAUCCUGAGACUUAUUCAGCAUUAUUCUUCGGACUUGGUGCUGGUGCUUCUGGUUUGAAGGACAUAGCAAGCUAUAAAGCAUUUGCUUUGACUUUAACUAAGAAUGGAAAGAUCGCAUUGUACACAUUUACUGCUGUUGCAGCUACUUCAGCAUUUUAUGUCAAUGGAGUCGUGGUUAGUGGUGGAAAUGCUAAAUUUUGGCAAUGGGACUUUACCAAUCCGGAAAUCUUUGAUGGAGUUAUGAAAGGAUUCGAUGUCGGUGUCUCAUAUCCAAUGACAAUCAUCGAAAUGGGUCCAAAAUUAAAGAAAUUAUUCAAAAAAGGAAAGGAAAUAACAGAUUUCUUGAAGACAUUGAAACUCCAGGAUCUUGUGAACUUAAAGGAUGUUCUAAAAGACAGGAACCAUCCGUUAUACAAAUUCUUAGCCAACUUUGGUGCUGGAUUUAUCCUUAAAGGAGCUAAGAAUAAAGAUUUUAUUCCAAUGAAUUGGGUCAGCAAUGCUGGAUCGUACUCAACAGCAUUAAACACAAUGAAAAGUGGACAGAACCUUGGCAGAGAAGCGAUGGCACUUGAGUCAGGCAUAGUAGGUGUUAAGACAGCAAUGGAAUUCAAAAAUGUAAGAAAUGUUGUCAAGUUCGUCAAGAAGCAAUACGUGUCGUUCGCAAAGGAAGUAGUUGGACAGAAGAGCAGUGGAAUUGCCAAAUACAGAAGAUACAUUGUCAAAAAUGGACAAGUUGAGUCAGAAUUCCUUCCAGCUAUGCAGGGUCGCAUUCGAAAAUUAGCAGAAGAUAUCGAUGUCCAAAAAUCAGACAUAACACAGUCAAUAGUCCGAGAUUCACAACUUUACAUCGACAGAUCCUCAAACUUACUAGGACCAUGCGCAAGUGCAAGAAGAAGGCGAUUCAUUGCUGGUGGUGGAACCUGUCGAUCAUUUGGUAUGAACUGGAAUGCAGUCAAGGAUAACUUCGUAAGAGCUGACAUGAAUCCCAUUUUUGAGAAUGCAGCCGUCUUGCCUAAGAUUCCAGCAGAUGAGGUUACAACAAGAGGAUAUGUGACACUUAGUGGACCUGGAAGUGGAUCUAUGGUACAGCCUGGAGAUGUUGGAGUUUUGGACUUUACAAAUAAACCUACAUCUGACAGCAUGCCUGGUCUUGUUGCUGUCAAUAGGACUGUGCUUGAAGUCGACACUAGUACUGAUCGACAGAGGAGACAAGCUAAUCCAGUGUCAAUUGUCAUGACUGAUCAAGUUCCUGGAACUGCUCUUUAUAUCCAAGAAAAUGCAGGCAAAUUGAAGAUUUAUCAUCAAUACAGAGAACCUGAAAGUAAGAUAGCACUUACCACAAAUAACAAAGCUGUUACUGAGUUCUAUGAGACUAAAGAAGGUGUAAAGGUCAAGGAACUUGCAGGUCUUGAAAUCCUCAAACUUUUCAACAGCAACAAUGAGGAAAUUAAAAUGAGACGAGGAGCUUUAGAGAUUCCAGAUGAUGGCGUCGUAAGGUACAUCAAGGAUGGGCAGUUCCAGGUCCUUAAAUCCAUCAAUGGACUAGCAGUGACAGAAGUAGCAAGAAGAAAUAAGGAAAUCAGACAAAGGAAUGCUGAAAUGUUGGCUGUAAAGUUGCCAAACUUUAAUGAGAACUGCGACACAUGCAAAGUAAUUUAUUGGGAGGAUCACUUGCCAGUUGGAGUCAUUGACACUGCUUAUAACUUGAAUAUUGACAGGCAGUUGAAAGCUACAGUUGUGAUCUAUAAAGAUGAUAAGGAUAACUGGAAGUUGUCAUCACAAUUGAUCCAGUACAACAAGGAAAAGGCAGGUGCACCUGAAAUUGCUGAAAUUCGACCAAAACCGAAGAUCUUCGACCUUAAAUUGACAGCAAAGAAAGCUGAAGAAGAUAAAGAUAAUCAAUCAAGGAAGCCAAGAAAUGUCAACUUUGUUCCUGAAGAUUCCAAUGUUCCAGCUAGAAACUACAAAUUCAUCGACAGUUCAACUCAAAACUUCAACCAUCAAACUCCAUCGGUUCUUGAACUUGGUGACUUUUGGUUAAAUGCGACAGACUUCAACUCAAACUUGACACUUGCUUAUGCGUUCCUUAAAAAAUGGACAAAUGAGACUCUAUUCAGCACAAAUGAAGGAAAUAUGCCAAAAAUCACAGACAUUGAAUUUGAAAUCUUUGCGAAUGACUUGACGAAUGACUUUACAGAAAAUAUUUUGGAAUCAGCUUUAAAAUGUGGAAUUCCGACAGUCAUGCGAGACAUUUUGGACGAGAUUAAUUUACAGAAAAUUUCCAACGAAGUUAAAAGAAAAUGCGAGAAAAAUUUGACUGAGGAAAUUCCAAAAUAUUUGAUGAAGGAAAUUUUGGAGAAAAACGAAAAGAAAAUUGUCGGAAAAUCUUCAAAAAAGCAGUUUGAGAAGUUGAAGAAGUUAAUGACUGGAUAUUUGGAGGACUUUGCUGAUGACUUGACUGCUAGAAAUGAUAAGCUGUGGAAUGGCGAGUGAAACCAAAUUUUUUGAUUUAUAUGAUUAAAAAAUACAGAAAUUUCUAGGAAUUUAUCAAAUAAAAAAAUAAAUAAAAUAAAAGAUUAAACCUUCCAAAACUGAUUUAUUCUAAAACUAAGGCUUCAUCAUUAUUUAAUUACCAAUUUGUAAGAAAUCUUCGCAAACAAAUUUCUAAUUAAUUUUUGUUCAAUAAAUGUUUGAACUUAAGAUUGCAACAUUUAAACUUAUGUUUUCAACUUAUGUUCAACUUAUGUUCUUGGUUCUUGGUUCUUGGUUCUUGGUUCUUGGUUCUUGGUUCUUGGUUCUUGGUUCUUGGUUCUUGGUUCU